CUUUGGCGACAGAGACGUAUUCGUAACCGUUGUUUUUAAGACACCGUCUCGCGGUACGUUAACGUUCGUGCUAAUAUGUCGUGUGUUAGCGUUAGCUUGCUAAGUAGCUAGCUAGUGAGCUAAGCGGUAAGAGAUCCCAGGCUGCCGUCGGUUGUUCAGGAUUAAGGAGUUGCCCAGCAGUGGUCAGGGUAAUGGCUAUAGCUGGAAUCUGAACUCUGAAAACGAAACUCUUUGGUGAAACAACUACCGCUUGUAUCAUAACGUUACUCCAGUCAGGGACAUUAAUUAGUUACAACGUCGCUUGGGACGUUAUUUGUCAGUUAUUAAGCAUUUACUAACUAACAGGUUAAUGUUGCACAAUGAAUAUUUUAUGUUCUGUCCGGGUUUGACUUGUUCAAUUGACAUGGUUUCGUUAACGGUUAAUAGAUUGUGUGGUUAUGGUACAGUGUUGUAAACAGACUAGCUGACGUUAUAUCGUAAGGUGUGUUUUUUAUCAGGCGUUGGGCCAAGAGGAACGGUGUUUCUGGUGCUAGCUAGGUUAGCUUAUUACUGCUACGGGACAUUUCUAUUUAGCGUUAGCAGCAACGUCAAGAUAAACUUCUAACGUUACUCUGUUCAUUUACUUAGUUAAUGCUGUUUCUACCUAGUUCUAGAAAAUAGUAGAACAGGCUUGAAGAUAUCAAGCUAGCUCGAGCUAACUAACGCUAUAAGAUAGCUUCACAGUAUCUGGCCUUGUCCACCAGAUAGUAACGUUAACCUGGGUUCAUGACACUGGUCGACGGUUAUUCUCAUAUUGUAUUGUAAAACACACUUUGUGCGAUCAAAGAGAGGACGCGGUUACCUUGAAACACCCUAAACUAACUGUUAGCGUAAAAUGACAGCCGCUACCAUUAUGUUACUAAGCCAGUUACUGUUAGCAUUAUUAGCUAUUAGCAUUAAUAUAAACUCUAAAAGGCAGAUCUUUUUUUUUUUUUUACCACGGGAGAAGAACAUUUGUCAAUCUGGUGCAGGUGCCAGUGUUCAUUGUCUAUUUGAGUUUUUUUGUUGGGAGCUAGUUGAAUUCAUAUUUCUAAUGCUUUGAAAUUGUCUUGCGUCGUGUUAUUAUUAACUGAACUGAACUGACUACAACAUGAACUUGUAGUAUGCUGAAGUUAGGUUUCGGUGAGAUCAUUCACAGUUUUGUUUGUCUUUGUAUUGCAUGUGCCUCCUACUACUCAGUCAGUUGACAUGAAAAACAAUGCAUAACUUCCUGAAAUGAGAGUCUUUUUAUGUAGGCCAAGAUGGCCAAAAAGUUACCUGAGACAGUAAGUUAUUUAGAUCUUGAUCUAUUUGUUGUUUUCUAGGGACACCUCUAUCCUUUCUCAUAUUCAAUGAUUAUCAUAUUUGUUUUUUAAAAUAGUGCUUUUUUGUGUCGCCUUGAUAAAUGAAGUGCUUGUUGUAGUGCAUUUUACCAUUUAAAUGGUUGUUGUGACCAUUAGACUUUGCUUUUUACCUACCUCGUUUAUUGUGCUUCCAAAUCUUGUGACCAAGCAGGCUAGUCUCUUCUCAUUUCUGACAAUACCCAGCUAACAUCAAACCCAUUGGUUACCCAUCUUUCUCGUCGCUGUUGUCUUUGACUCUGGGUUGCCACGUCUGAUGCAGCCCUGCAGCAUGGAGAGUGUUCACUGUGUCACUGAAGGCUGACCAGAAGGAAUGAGGAACUCCAGGAGAUGUUCCAACGUGGCCUUGUGGAUUCAGUAGCUGGCUUUCGGAGUGCUUUUUUAUGACUAGUAUUGUAUGUGUGUCUGUGGGCACGUCCUCGCACAACCUGCCUAUUGUUCAGGCAGGGACAUGCUACUCUGAGACUGGAGCUGGAGCCCCUCUAGUAAACAAGGAACACAAAGUAAAAAAGGGAAGCACUCUCCAGAAGAGCUGUCGGAUUGACACACAGCGCACUUCAGCUCAUUCAAGUGUCUUCUGAACCAUUGCACAUUUUAACAGCAACACCUUUCCUCUGUCCUGUGAGGUUCUGUCUCCCUACCCCUCCCUAAAGUAUCCUCUGUCGUUACUGGAGUUUCUAUGGUUUGCAUGGCUGGAGAAUAACCGUGGAGAGGCCAGGGUAUCACAAGCUUAUGGAUUUUGAUAAGAGAGGGGGCAAGGGAGAGACAGAGGAAGGGAAAAAGAUGUCUAAGACAACAGGCAGCAGGACUGGACAUGGGGGCCGGAGUUCGGGGACCAAUUCUGGAGUUCUUAUGGUUGGCCCAAACUUCCGUGUGGGUAAAAAAAUUGGCUGCGGGAACUUUGGAGAGCUGCGGUUGGGGAAAAAUCUCUAUACUAAUGAAUAUGUGGCCAUCAAAUUGGAACCUAUAAAGUCCAGGGCACCACAGCUCCAUUUGGAGUAUAGAUUUUACAAACAGUUGGGGAAUUCAGAGGGAAUCCCUCAAGUGUACUAUUUUGGUCCGUGCGGGAAAUACAAUGCCAUGGUGCUGGAGCUGCUCGGGCCCAGUCUAGAGGACCUGUUUGACCUCUGUGACCGCACCUUCUCCCUCAAGACCGUCCUCAUGAUAGCCAUACAGCUGAUAACACGGAUGGAGUAUGUCCACACCAAGAGUCUGAUAUACAGAGACGUGAAGCCAGAAAACUUCCUGGUUGGGCGGCCGGGAAGCAAGAGGCAGCACACCAUCCACAUCAUUGACUUUGGUCUGGCCAAAGAGUACAUCGACCCCGAGACCAAAAAACACAUCCCCUACCGGGAGCACAAGAGUCUGACUGGGACGGCACGCUACAUGAGCAUCAACACACACUUGGGAAAGGAGCAAAGCAGAAGGGAUGAUUUGGAGGCACUGGGUCACAUGUUCAUGUACUUCCUCCGAGGUAGCCUCCCCUGGCAGGGCCUAAAGGCAGAUACUUUGAAGGAGAGGUAUCAGAAAAUUGGAGACACCAAACGAGCGACACCCAUUGAAGUGCUUUGUGAAAGCUUCCCCGAAGAGAUGGCCACCUAUCUGCGCUAUGUGAGGAGGCUGGACUUCUUUGAGAAGCCUGAUUAUGAUUACUUGAGGAAGCUCUUCACUGAUCUGUUCGACAGGAAUGGCUACGUCUUUGACUAUGAAUACGACUGGGUCGGCAAAUCACUUCCCACACCGAUAGGCCCCAUCCCCAGUGACACGCCGCUGCCGCCCAGCAGCAGAGACAAAGCACAACAGCAGACCAAAAACCAGUCGCCUGAGCCCAAAGGAAGUGAGUCUCAGCCCACUCCAGUGACCAAUAAGGAGACUCUGGGGUCGCACCUCACAGCUGAGCGGCUGGGGGGCUCUGUUCAGGUGAUGAGCUCAACGAAUGGCGAGCUGAACACCGACGAUCCCACAGCCGGACACUCCAACGCUCCCAUCACCGCUCCCGCCGAGGUUGAAGUGGCCGACGAAACCAAGUGCUGUUGUUUCUUCAAAAGGAGAAAGAGGAAAGCCCUCCAGAGGCACAAGUGAUAGAAGAGAAUGGAGAGAACUUGAAACAUUGUGGUCACUGUGGUCACACAGACCCACUGUCCCUUAUCUCUUUCCAGUUCCCCCCUCACCUCUUUAUCCCUCUCACCUUAUUCCCGCUGUCACUCUGUACCUCGUGCUCUCUCUUUCUCGUUCUCAGUGCUCCCCGGCUACUGGCGAGUUAAAGGAAUGUUGCAGUUCUACUGACUCCACAACAGACUCUUGAUUCCUUUAUCGACGACAAAUAAACGUAUCUGCAUUACAACGUGGGGGCUUGAGGAAAAAGUAAAAAAGCUGUAACAAUGAAACUCGAAUACCGUGGCGUGAAUAUGAGAAAAUAUACUGUUUGAAACAGCUAUGUAUUCUAGAUUCCACAAGAAGGUGUGUUGUUCCAGCAGUCGGCUGUUGAUCAGGGUGAACCGUUCGAGUGGUUCAAGUGAAAGAAAUCUGCUCCGUAGGAUUUUUUUUUUUUCGUUUCUUCCUUUGGUGUGUGUUUUGGGAUCAAGGUAAAGAGGAAAAGGUGAACUAUGCUGAUGUUAAAUUUGAGUGACACAGAAAGCAUUUCAUCUAUAAAACAGAAUUUGGAGGACUUUUAUGUUUUUUGGGUUUUUUUUCGUUCUUUUUUUUUUUUGUAAUUGAAUCAUCAGUUUUCAAAAUCAAAGCCCUGCAUUGAAGAUGUAUUUUUAUGUUUUAGUGUUCUGGAGUUCUUUUCCUCACUCAAGCUUUCUUUUUGUCUGUCGAUGUGGACUUUGUAGCACAGUCACUGGCCUCAGGUACUGUGGACGAUUGAGAGAAACGGAUAUUAAGCUCUCUUAUUAUUAUUGCACUUUUGGAAAAAAGAGAAAACAAUUACAGUGGAAAACUUAAGGUUUGAAAUUAACAAUUAAGAAAACAGCUUAAUAAAGACUGAUCUAGGAAGAGUCCUUCACACCGCUUAUAUCUGAGUUAUGGCUGAAAAAUGUUGUUGAUUUACAUGAAGGAAAAAAAGAGAGAUAUGUCUUUCAAUUUUUACUUCUCGCAUCAAAAAUAAUUUACCAGGAAAUCAUAGUUUGUGCCUUUCUAAGUAAAAGUUUUAAAGCUCAAGUGGGUGUCCCGCAAUGACAUUUUAUCUAAUCUGUCCCAAAUACUCACUGGAUUAGUGUGUGCGUGUGUGUGUGUGUGUGUGCGUGUGCGUGUGCAUGUGCGCGUGUGUGCGUGUGUGUGUGUGU
Molecule: messenger RNA, 4666 nt
Organism: Anarrhichthys ocellatus (wolf-eel)
Lineage: Eukaryota; Metazoa; Chordata; Actinopteri; Perciformes; Anarhichadidae
Gene: csnk1g2b
Product: casein kinase 1, gamma 2b
Exons: 12
Coding region: 2112-3461 (449 amino acids)
Biological process (GO): protein phosphorylation
Molecular function (GO): protein serine/threonine kinase activity; ATP binding
Source: RefSeq, a predicted model, not a curated record